Molecule: messenger RNA, 1789 nt
Organism: Chlamydomonas reinhardtii
Lineage: Eukaryota; Viridiplantae; Chlorophyta; Chlorophyceae; Chlamydomonadales; Chlamydomonadaceae
Exons: 4
Coding region: 443-1126 (227 amino acids)
Source: RefSeq, a predicted model, not a curated record
UACGUCUCCUCGUCAUCUACGUGGAAGCUUUCGUGUUUGUGAUCGGUCGAGUUGGCUUUCAUGUGCAUGUUCUAGUGCUUUCAGACAGCCUUAUCUGUGCUACCUGUGAAUUGCGAUGUAGGUUAUCGCUACACGCAUUUUCGCGCCUGACAAUGAAGCGCAGUUAUUGGCCUCGUUCAUACGCUGCACUCGCUCUCGCGCCCUGGGACCAAGAUCACGUAUAGAGGAAGCUAUGAUCAUUCGGCUAUGUCAAUGCGUUGGGCCGAAAUCGCGCUGUACGCGACGACGCACAGGAUGCGUCACACUUUCCAGAGGACCCGUAGAUAGCUGGGCAUCAUCCCACAUGUAACCUCUAUUCGCAUCAUCGUUGCCACGCCGCAAGGUGCUGGCCGGGCCCGACUUCCCGGCCUCCCCUCCGACUGCGUCGCCCUGCCGCCACGCGAUGGCGGCUUUGGACUGCUGCCGGUGGUGGAACACCUACCUGCCUCCGGUCACCAUCCUACGCCCGGCUGUGCUGGUGCCCGGGCCCUGGUGCUUUGCACUUCCGCUCUGGGGCAAUCCUGUCUUGCCGUGUGCGGCGGGGCUUCAGGCGGGUGGCUUGGAACGUGACUUCCCGGCUCUCAUGGCGCUGCCGGGUCUGCUCACGCUCGGCACGGCAGUGCGGUGCUGGGAGGCGCUGGCCGCGGUGCGCCAGCUGGUGGCUUCCAAGCCGGCUGGUGCGCUGGGGCCGCGCCUCGCGCGUCGCUGCACUAUGCAGUACAAGCGGUCCGUCCUGCGCCCCAUCCUGCGCAUUGCGGAUAUGGCGCGCGUGCCGCCGGAGCUGCAGUCCGGCCCGGAUGCUGCUGCCCAAUUCUCCGCGCUGCUGGCCCGUGUACCGGCGGCGUGGAGGGUGGCGGCGUCGGCCACCUUGCAUGCGCCUGGCGGCGCGGCCUCCGCGCCUCCUGCCCCCCAGGCAACCCAGCUUCAACUUGCGCCUGCGUACGACGCACUCCGCGUGCGUCACUUGGCCUUCAUCCAAGAGGCCUACAGCGGCGCCGCGCCGCCAGCGGAAGCGAUUCAUGCGCUGCGGGCGGCCCUGGCGCGGCUGUGGGCUUUGGUGUGGGAGCCGCGACACAAGGAACCAUGACUGCUGGGGCUAGGGUUCAUCACUUCUGGGACUGUGUGGUGGCGGAGGCUCUGCGUGAUGUGAUGCGGGAGCAUGCGAAUGUGGACAUCACACGGAACCAGUUGUGGUUAGUACAGGCGCCACCAGGGCUAUCGCAGGCGGUGUGGGACAUCGUGUGCUUGGCUGCUGUGGCGGCCCUGGAAUACGGCCGACAGCGCCUUUACGCUUGCCGUGAUGCUGCAGACCGGACUGCGGAGGUUGCUGUUGUGCGAAGGAUCGGUGUGGAGGUGAUUGCGGACUUCUGGUCACGGCUAGCUGCGUUUGUGAGUCUGCGUCGGCCUCCGCGCCGCUGGGACCUUGUCCCGCACCAGCACCCAUUCCUAGCGUCAGAUGAUGUUGGAGGGGUUAUCUUGGUAGGGCCAACAGCGGACUCGCCACCGGCCUCACCCUAGCUUGUCAGCUUAGGGACUCGCAAUAAGAGGUAGUCUUAUGACGCCGACCCACGGCUUAGGUGAGCAGCGCUAGCGUUUGCGGUGAGCCGGGCCUGGGGUUCCUCCCCUCUCCGGAGGCGAGGAGCAUGGGGGUCAUUCGGGGAUCUCUCCUCGGGUGAGCGUGCGUGUCUCGUACGUUUUUGGGGCCCUGGCUAGUCCACGGCUGUCGUCCCACAUGUAACCUCUAUCAGCU